Molecule: messenger RNA, 844 nt
Organism: Arachis ipaensis
Lineage: Eukaryota; Viridiplantae; Streptophyta; Magnoliopsida; Fabales; Fabaceae
Source: RefSeq, a predicted model, not a curated record
UUGAGGUGCAUGGACACCCAACUAAUCAUGUGGUGGACUUAGGAAAAAGACUAUGUACUUGCCAAUUUUGGAUGCUUACAGGUAUUCCUUGUGUGCAUGCAUGUGCUGCACUGUCUCGGGUUAACAAUCUACCAGAAGACUUUUGUCACCGCUUGCUAACAAUGGAGUCAUACAAGGAAACGUAUAAUCAUCAUAUUAAUCCAAUUCCUAGACAAACAUUAUGGGAGCAUACAGAAGAAUGUAACAGGCCACAUGCACCAAAAAUAAAGAGGAAACCUGGAAAACUACAGAUGAAAAGACAGAUGGAUACUGAUGAGAAGGGUGGUGGAGGAUCUAAAAAGUCUAAAGCUGAUCCCAAGCCUCAGAGUAACAAUGGAGAUAAUGUUCAUCUAAAGAGGCAGUUGGGCCCCUUUACUUGCAGUUUCUGUGGUGAUAAAGGACAUACAAAGAGAGGUUGUAAGAAGAAGAGAGCUUGUGAUGCUGCUGCUGCCGAGGCUGAUAAGAAGAAGAAAAAUGAAGGAGGUGCGCCUGCAUCUGAGCAACAACUUCAGCAGCCUCAAGAUGAUGGUGACCAACGUGAUGGAGAAGACAAUCCUCUUGUGCAGUCUACUGAGAUUGCACCAGCCACUUCUAAUGCACAACCUGUAGAGAUAGAUAUAUCUCAGCUAACUGCUUCUGAUGUAGAAGAUUCUCAUAAGGUAACUACCUAUUUACAUUUCUUAAAUUUUUUGUGAUUCAAGUGAAUCAUCAUUUAUGUGUAAUGUAAAUUUUUUCUAUCUAGGAUCAUGGAAUAAAAAGGCCUUCAAAAUUAUCACCAAGGAGAAGAUCCUCUCCACUAGCAACU